This is a messenger RNA of Durusdinium trenchii, 1092 nucleotides long. NCBI's taxonomy places the organism in Eukaryota, Dinophyceae, Suessiales, Symbiodiniaceae. The record is from the annotation of a GenBank genome assembly.
AUGUUCCUCAGUGAGUGUGAGCUUUGCCUCUUUCUGGAUGCGGACAACGUUGCACUGCGGCCUCCACAGGAGCUACUGCCGCAGCUUCAUGAAGUUCCUGCCGUUUUUUGGCCCGACAUGUGGCCGCUUCCAAGGCGAGGUUGGUGGGCGCAGUGGGAAGCGGCCCCAUCGCAGGAGAGUGGCCAGCUCUUGAUCAACAAGACUGCCCCAGAGGUGCGUCGAGCUCUUUUACUUAGCACGCUCUUUGCCGUUCGCUGGGAUCUUUUCCUUCAGGACAUGUAUCUCACCAGUGAUGACGAGCUCAUGUGUGGCUAUGGAGACAAGGACGUGUACCAGUUAGCCUUCCGGCUGUUGCACGUCCCCUUUCGAAUGAUGGCGGAUCGGCCGGCUUUGCUGGUGGAGGGCAAGCGCUACGCUGGUUUGAUACAGCUAGAUGCGAAUCGAUCCUUCUUUGCACAUGUGUCUGCAGCAAAGCACGAGAUGUGGAGCCUGCUGGAGGCGGGAACAUUGCAACGCUGCGAUGUCUCAGAGGCAUCAAAUUUGUCUUGCUCCUCCCGGAAAGGCCAUGGAUCGCUCUUCAUUGCUUUCGAUCAGCUUCAGUGUGAGCCCUUGCGGGUUCCAGCUGAGCUGCUCCGUGCCAUUCAGAAGUUGCAGAAAAGUGAUUCUCCAGGCAUUGCGGGCUCCACAGCGAAAGCUCCGGCGCCGACUCCACCGACGACCCUGUCACAGGCACCGCAUAGCCUCUCUUCCAACAUCCAGGGGCUUCGUUUCAUGCAAAGUGCCCGAGAAAACGAAGAGCGGAAGAAGUUGGAAAACGAAAAGCUGCGACAUUUGGAGGACAUGCAGUGGGUCAUCAGAGGCUUCGAAGCAGAGGUUCAGGCUGAAAGCCAGGAGACCCCACCCACCAAGUCCACGCCGGCGCUGGGCGUGGUGCGCCUUUAUCGUCGCUCCUACAAGGGCUACAACGCCAUGGUGGAGCAGAGCAUGAAGGAGCUGCUGAAAAAGCACGCAGAUGAUGCUGCGCAGGCGGAGGAGGUGGAUCAGGCGAAGACGCUUCGAAAGAUGAAGAAGCAACGGAUGACGAAGAGCUGA